Gadus morhua (Atlantic cod) is the source of this 1482-nucleotide messenger RNA. RefSeq names its product zinc finger MYM-type protein 3. NCBI's taxonomy places the organism in Eukaryota, Metazoa, Chordata, Actinopteri, Gadiformes, Gadidae. Gene Ontology annotation, biological process: DNA recombination; DNA integration. The transcript has 2 exons. The coding region runs from base 203 to 1453 and encodes 416 amino acids. The record is from RefSeq and is a predicted model, not a curated record. Gene Ontology annotation, molecular function: DNA binding.
GGUCUGCGGGAAUACUCGAUUCUGAUUGGCUGCUGGGUGUGCAUUAACUCCUGAUAUACGGACACCUGGACAAGUAGUUCCGUCAAAUUGUCUGUUUACCGUUCUCAAUUAAUGCGCUAUCGUCUAUAAAAUUAGUAACCAUAACAACGGGACCGCAGUCAAAGCCGUUUACAAUUUAUUACAACACCGCAACAAAAUAACAAUGAGUGAUUUCAACAUUUCUUUUAAUUUAUUUGGAGUAUAUGACAACUUCGAUGACUGGGAUGCAGCAGAAGAAAAAGAAAUGGAAAAGAGGAAAAGAAAGCAACGGCACAAGGAGUUAACACCGGGAGAAUUAAAUCAAAUAGAAGAUGACAAAGAUGAGAUCAACACCAAAAAAACAACAAAAUGGGCAGUUAAUAUACUGAGAGACUUUCUUGAACAAAAACGAAUGGACCCCAACUUGGUAAACUACACCGCUGAUGCUCUUAAUGAGACUCUGCGGGAGUUUUAUGCCGCUGUCCAGUCCACCAAGACAGGAGGGGAGUACAGCAUAGCCAGCCUAAGGAGUCUGAGAGCCGGUAUUAAACGUUAUAUAGUUGGCUUCAAUAUUAUAACUGACACCAGAUUCAGGACCAGCAAUGCCGUGUUUACAUCCGUAAUUAAACGGUACAGGAAAAGUGGUAAAGAUACCAGCCUCCACCAUCCCCGUAUCUCCGAGUCGGACCUCAAACGUAUUAGAUCUUCAACUGCACUGUCUCCUGAUUCGCCCGUCGGCCUGGUCAGAAAAGUGUGGUUCGACAUCCAAAUAUGUUUGGCUCGGCGUGGCAGGGAGGGAACCCGGGAGCUAUCCAUGUCAUCUUUCAUCCUACAGAGAGACGAGGAUGGGGUGGAAUAUGUCAGCCUGGCGCACAAUCCCCAAAGCAAGAAUCACAAAGACCCGAAUGAACUUGAAAAGGAAAACCUACGAGGGUUUAUGUUUGCCAGGCCUGAUGAUCCGCUUUGUCCGGUGGAAAGUUUCAAGAAAUAUAUUGCGAAAUGUCCAUCAGAUGCCAAAUCGUUCUACCUCCACCCAAAGCGCACCCUGUCCUCCGGCGUGUGGUACACCCGGGAGCCGAUGGGUGUCCACUACCUCGGGAACAUGUUAAAAAGAAUCAGCGAAGAGGUGGGUCUUUCGCAGAUCUACACAAACCACAGCCUCCGAAGCACCGCUGUAGGUCGGCUCUCAGACGCCGGCCUGGAGAGUCGUCAAAUAAUGUCGGUGACAGGCCAUCGAUGCGAGAGCAGCCUUCGUGCUUACUGGGCUCCGUCAGUGCAGGAGAGACGAGAAUGGAGCCACGUCUUGUCAUCAAGUGUCCCGAGAAACAGUGCCCCUGCUGUCCAACACCCUCCUUCACAGGCCGCUAUGCCGGACUUGCCUGUAACGCUGUCAAAUUGCACCAUAAAUGGAAACGUCGAAUUUAAUUUUAAAUAAAACAGCUGAACAGGCUAAUUAAUUGUCAA